AACGGCUGUUCGUAGAUAUAGAAGUAACUGCAAAAUUACUGCUCACAUGGGGAGUGAUAGGAGUGAUGCAUGAAACAUACAGUGUAUAGCUCACAUUUUGUCAACAAAAAGUUUACCUGAAAAUCAACUAGUUCCUUGAAACAGUCAAAAGCCCAUUAUAAAAAGUACUAGUGAGGAACAACUGCUACUCCAAGUUGUCCCAAAUGGUAUAGAACCAUCUACAAAUUCAUGCAAACAAGUAUCUGCUACUCUAUUUGACUCCCUCCGCUCUCCUCUACUCAUCAUCCUUCCAAUGGAACUACCUACAAGGAAGGCUCAAGACAGCAUUGGCCUGAAAACUCAAUAUGCAAUAGAGACAAAGAAACUUUCUUAUAAGCUGCCUUGUCGAGCUGAUGAAUUCAGUUGGUUUUGGUGGAGGGAGAAGCCUGCCAACUCUUAUGUACUAAGAAAUGUUAGCUGUGAAGCUAAACCAGGGGAGAUCAUGGCAAUUGCUGGUCCGAGUGGGGCAGGGAAGACCACAUUGUUGGAAAUACUUGCUGGCGAGAUCCCACCAAGCAGAGUCUCCGGUCGUGUCUAUGUAAAUCAGCAGCCAAUGAAUGCUGAGCACUUUCGGAGAAUAUCUGGUUAUGUCACACAAGAUGAAGCUCUCUUCCCGUUUCUUACGAUUGAAGAAACUCUCAUGUAUAGUGCUCGUCUCAGGUUGUAUGGUGGGGUCAAAGAGGCAGCAGCCAGGGUGAAAGAGUUGUUGAAGGAGCUGAGGUUGGAGCAUGUUGCCAAUAUGAGAAUUGGAGGCGAAUCAAGGCGUGGAAUAUCCGGUGGGGAGAAGCGGAGGGUUUCUAUUGGGGUUGAUCUAGUCCACGACCCAGCUGUUCUUCUGCUUGAUGAACCAACAUCAGGAUUGGAUUCAGCAUCUGCUCUUCAUUUAGCUCUCUUGCUCAAAUCUAUGGCUCUGACACAAGGUAAGACGAUUGUCUUGACCAUCCAUCAACCUGGUUUUCGAAUACUUGAGCUAUUUGAUCAAAUUCUGUUGUUAUCAAAUGGCACCAUUCUUCACCAUGGAUCCUUAGAUCUCCUUGAGCAGCAUCUUAGAUUCACAGGACAUUCUAUCCCUCGGUAUGUAAAUGUCCUUGAAUUUGCCAUUGAAAUGACAGAACUCCUGGUAACACAUGUUGAUCAAGAAAUCAAAGCAGAAGAAAGUGAGAUAGAACAGGAUGGUGAAGAUAUCAAAACCUAUACAAACAUAGUCAAUGCUGGAGCGAUUAGAUCAUUUUACCCCAAUCCCUGGUUCAGGGAGGUUUUGAUAUUGGGCAAGAGAUUCACCAAGACCAUUUGCAGAACAAACCAGCUCUUUCCUGCAAGAAUGAUUCAAGCUUUACUUGGAGGGAUAGUGCUUGGGACGAUAUUUAUGCAUGCAGCCAAUGACCCAAAGAGAAAUAAGAUACAAACCCAAGUAGGAUUUUUUGCCCUCAGCCUCACCUUCUUAUUGUCAUCUACAACAGAAGGUCUACCAAUUUUCUUGCAAGAGAGAAGAAUAUUAAUGCGGGAAACAUCAAGAGGAGCUUACAGAAUUUCUUCUUACGUUAUGUCAAAUACUCUUGUUUUCAUUCCAUUCCUGUUGUCUGUUGCCAUUCUUUACACCACCCCGGUAUACUGGCUAGUUGGGUUAAAAAGUGAAAUCAAUGGGUUUCUCUACUUCACAUUGGUUGUCUGGAUGGUUGUUUUGAUGUCGAACUCUUUCGUAGCAUGUUUUAGUGCUCUAGUACCAAAUUUCAUCAUGGGAACAUCUCUGAUUGCUGGAUUUAUUGGGUGUUUCUUCCUUUUUUCUGGGUAUUUUAUAUCAAAGAACAAUAUACCGAGAUACUGGAUUUUCAUUCACUACCUGAGUUUGUUCAAAUAUCCAUUCGAGUGUUUUUUGAUAAACGAGUAUGGAGGAGAGACGGGAAAAGGAAGGUGUUUGGAGUUUGUCGAAGGAGAAUGUCUUUUGUAUGGUCAUGGGUUUCUGAUGAAGCAAGGUCUGAAGGAGUCAACGAAAUGGAGCAAUGUUGGAGUAAUGUUGGGUUUCAUUGUUGGGUAUAGGAUUCUUUGCUUCUUGAUUCUAUGGCACAGAUCGUAUACAGCCAGAAAAUUGAGAGGGUUUUUUGGCAGGUAGAAAAGGUACCCGCUUUCAAGAUUCAGAAAAAGAUCCGCAUGUUUCUACCUUUUCUCUCUUGAAUUUCAGUAAUGUGAUCAUGAUUAAUUAUAAGCAUUUCUAUGUGCCCAUUUCUUUUUCAACUUGUUCCAACUAUUGUCAAUUUGUUAUUCUUCAGGUCUUGGGAAGGCUACACAAAAGGGGUAUAAAUGAAUAUCAUGUCUUAGAAUGGUUGGUCAAAGUUGAUUGGCGAUCACACUUCUUAGUAUUUUUAACACAAUCCACCUAAAUGCUCAAAACUCAUUAUUGACACAAUCCACCUAAUGUCAAAGCACUAGCAGUCAGAUCCCACAAUAAAGCUCUGUUAGUGAAGAUGGCACUUUUGCUGCCUGGUUUGACAAACUAGGAAGCAUCUAAGGAAUUGAAACGCACACAUGACACCACUAUUACCAUAACAAAUUCAUGAUUAAAAUCACUUGAUUUGCUCACAAAUAUUAUGAACAGCAGGUUAACAUCGAAAUGGAAAGCCAAAAAGUUUGUCCUUUUGCUGGAUAUCUCAAUAGUCUCUUUAAUUCAUACACAGAAUCACUGAUCAGCUUGUCAGGAAUAUUAAAAAAAAGUCAAAAUCCUUCAUUGAAAGCCUUAAUGAAUCUUUAAACACUAAAAUAAAUUCACCCUCCCUUAAGGCCUUAAUCACCGUAACUACUCAUAAUUCUUAACAAGAAGCAACCAUUAAAAUGAAAGUUGAUCUGCAUUGUAAUCCUUAAAUUAUUAAUACUUACCUGCUAUGCUCCAAUUAGGAGCUCCUGAGCAAUCAAGACCCCAUUAAUCCAAAAUUGAAGCUCGAUCUGGCCAACCCUUUUGCCCGGCUUCACUGGAACUUCGAUAAAUAAAGCUCUCCUCAGUCUUCACACAGUUCAAAGGCAGUUCCAAGAGAAUAAAGAAGAACAAAGAUGAUUCUUUUUUUUGUUGCCUUCAAAUUUAACAGAAACCCAUCACUCAACCUCCCAAUACCAGAGUUCUGGAGGCUCGAAUGGAAAUUGAGGUUCCAUGGUAAAACUGCCUCACGCGGUAGGUCGGAGUCUUCAGUUAGGGCCCAUGGCCC
Molecule: messenger RNA, 3233 nt
Organism: Tripterygium wilfordii
Lineage: Eukaryota; Viridiplantae; Streptophyta; Magnoliopsida; Celastrales; Celastraceae
Product: ABC transporter G family member 10-like
Exons: 1
Coding region: 293-2149 (618 amino acids)
Cellular component (GO): membrane
Molecular function (GO): ATP hydrolysis activity; ATP binding; ABC-type transporter activity
Source: RefSeq, a predicted model, not a curated record